GAGCACAGAGACUUAGGAGGAAGGAGGCAGGAGGACCUGGAGCCCAGCAGCAGAGGCCCCAGCACUGCGGUGGGAGGAGACGGCGCUCGCGUUCACGAUGGCCUCCCUUGCCGCAGCGAAUGCAGAAUUCGGCUUCGACCUGUUCGGAGAGAUGGAGAGCAGCAGCCAGGGCAACGCGAACGUGUUCUUCUCCUCGCUGAGCAUCUUCACGGCGCUGGCCCUGGUCCGCCUGGGCGCUCGCGGCGACUGCGCACGUCAGAUCGAUAAGAUGCUUUAUUUUAACACCCCAUCAAGACAUGGGAACUCGUCAAAUUACCAGCCAGGACUGCAAUCUCAACUGAAAAGGGUUCUUUCUGAUAUAAAUUCAUCCCAUAAAGAUUAUGAACUGAGCAUGGCCAAUGGCGUUUUUGCAGAAAAGAUAUUCGACCUUCGUCAGAACUACAUUGAUCAUGCUGAAAAUUUAUAUAAUGCCAAAGUGGAAAGAGUUGACUUUACAAAUCAUGUGGAAGAUACCAGGUUUAAAAUAAAUAAAUGGAUUGAAAGUGAGACACAUGGCAAAAUAACGAAGGUGUUCAAUGAUGGCAGUAUAAGUUCAUCUGCGGUCAUGGUGCUGGUCAAUGCUGUUUACUUCAAAGGAAAGUGGAAUUCCGCCUUCAGCAAGAAUGACACUCUAAGCUGUCACUUCAGAUCUCCCACGUGUCCUGGGAAAGGAGUGGCCAUGAUGCAUCAAGAACAGAGGUUCAAUUUGUCUACAAUUCAGGACCCGCCCAUGCAGGUCCUUGAACUCAGAUAUAAUGGUGGCAUAAGCAUGUACAUCUUGCUGCCUGAGAAUGACGUAUCCCAGAUUAAGGACAGGCUGAGCUUUAAGAAUAUAAUGGACUGGACCAAUCCAAGGAGGAUGAAAUCUCAGUAUGUGGAGGUGUUCCUUCCAAAAUUCAAGAUAGAGAAGAAUUAUGAAAUGAAGCACCACUUGAAAGCCCUGGGGACAAAAGAUAUCUUUGAAGAGUCCAGAGCUGAUCUGUCAGGAAUCGCUUCCGGAGGCCGUCUCUACAUAUCAAAGCUGAUGCACAAAUCCUCCAUCGAGGUCACAGAGGACGGCACUGAGGCGACCGCUGCCACGGGGAGCAACAUUGUAGAGAAGCAGCUCCCCAACUCCACGGUGUUCAAAGCUGAUCACCCCUUCAUGUUUGUCAUCAGGAAGGAUGACGUCAUCCUCUUUAUUGGCAAAGUCUCUUGCCCUUGAAAGUUCAAUGGGUCCCUAAUUCAGUAGGCCCUGCCUCAUCAAAGAAACACCACAAGUGAAUAGAAUUAUCUCGUAGAAUGAACGCCCUUUCCUCCUAAAAUUUCUCAAAGGAUGAUGUUGGUGACUUGAACCUUCACAGAUGCUUGGUUGACAGGCUUGAUUCCCACUCUUAGCAUUUCCCCUCCCGUUUGUUUCAUUUCGCCCAAAGUCAUUGGCUUUCUGUCCACACUGCAAAUAGUUUGGGUGCACAAAUGGUUUUAGAGAGAGGUUAUGCCCCAAACAAUUUACCAUUUUCUCUU
Molecule: messenger RNA, 1542 nt
Organism: Jaculus jaculus (lesser Egyptian jerboa)
Lineage: Eukaryota; Metazoa; Chordata; Mammalia; Rodentia; Dipodidae
Gene: Serpinb7
Product: serpin family B member 7
Exons: 8
Coding region: 98-1243 (381 amino acids)
Biological process (GO): negative regulation of endopeptidase activity
Molecular function (GO): serine-type endopeptidase inhibitor activity
Source: RefSeq, a predicted model, not a curated record